CUGACUGUAUGUCCCUCUCUCACUCUGUGCAUGAGCUGGAGUUACUGAACAUACAGUGAUUGUUACUAAGAGCCAGUGAGGCAUCUGUAUUAUACCGGAGACUCAUUUCAAAAGAGCUUUGCUUGGUCCACAUAGAAAAAUCAAGGCAUAUAAGUCAUAUUAGGUCAGCUCACCUGAAGACUGAAGUCGUCUCUGAGAGUCAAACAUGGACUGUCACAAUGAGGAUUGCAGCCGGCCCCAGGAGGAGGAGGACAUCAUGGACAUCCCCCUGGAUGACCCUGAAGCCAACAGGGCUGCUGCCAAGAUCCAGGCUGGCUUCCGUGGGCACAUGACCCGUAAGAAGAUGAAGCCGGAGGACAAAGCGGAAGGGGAGGAGGUGAGCAGCACUGGGAAUGUGCUGAACUGCAGCCAGGGGGACACAGAGACAGGAGGAUCGGGGGCAGUAGAAAGAGACGACACAUCUGUGCCAGAGCAGUGACGCCCCUGUCCUGACCUGGAUGAAGAGGAAGAGAGAUGGCUGGCAUACGCUGGCUGGCACAUCUUUUUACCCCAGGAGUCAUUUUAUUUUUCAACACAAAUUAGCAGUAGAAAAUGAACCCGCAGUUUGUAGGGUGUGAUAUGUUAAUUUCGUGAACUUUAACACUCCUUCUCUGCUUCUUCAGCAGUAUCAUCAGUACGGAUGUCUUUGACCCAGAAUGUGCAACUCACUGCAUGUACUUGUGAAACUUCUGGUAGUGUGCUAGUUUUUAGAUUGACGAUCUGUGAAUGUGAAAAUGAAUGUCCUCUAAAUGCUAAACACGGCUUAUAUCGGAUGGAUCAGUUCAUACCAUCUGUGUGAAGACUUUGUGUGCAUCAGCUUUAGACAUUGUAGUGGCUUAAAUUAUUUGCUUGUUUGCUUUGUUUAUGUUGUGCUUGUAUCUUGACUAUUAUUCACCUAUUUGACUUGCUUACAAAAAUGAUUAAAACAUCUAAAGAGAA
This is a messenger RNA of Notothenia coriiceps (black rockcod), 978 nucleotides long. Its product is annotated as neurogranin. The record is from RefSeq and is a predicted model, not a curated record. Gene Ontology annotation, molecular function: calmodulin binding. The transcript is spliced from 3 exons. The coding region runs from base 206 to 478 and encodes 90 amino acids. NCBI's taxonomy places the organism in Eukaryota, Metazoa, Chordata, Actinopteri, Perciformes, Nototheniidae.